GUGGAUGAAGCAUACAAUUUUUUGCUGAAACAUCAUUCGUCGAUUUCUCCUUUGCUUACGCAUUUUGAGAUAAAAGUUAGCAGUGCCAGUGCACGUGGCAUUUAUUUGCGUGAACAUUAUCAGUCCUGUCGUGCUAGCACCUACGCUAUCGGCGUUCAGCCCUUUUUUAAACCCGAAUCAGAUAACGACGCAAAAAUAGAAUUUGUGAAGCAUUUGGUGCUAACUUGCGAUGCGCCAUAUGUUAAGUGUGCGAAACAAUUCACAUUGAUGCAUCAGGAGCGAGAAUUUACGAUCUAUUUGAAUCCGGUUGGUUUGGAAGCAGGUGUAGCUCAUUUUACUGAGAUUUGUGCAUAUGAUUCGUCGAACAUAUCAUUUGGUCCGUUAUUUCGAAUUCCAAUCACUGUGAUAGUACCGAUGGUUCUGGAUGAUAAUUCGCAAUAUAUGAUAACGAGGAAGCUGAAAUGCAAGCCUGCCUGCUCGGAACGGCUCUUCGUGCAUACUGUGACACUGGAUCCAAGCGCCGAAGAGCAAUAUGCAAUCAAAUUGCAAAGUGCCCGCACAAUGGAGCUGUGUCUCACCAAAUGGUGGUCAAAUCUGGGUGAAGCAGUGCUGGAAGCUGAACUGGUCUUCCACGUACAAAAAGCUAGCGAAGCGAAUUUUGAAUUGCCCGGAAUAACAGAUUACCUCUAUGAGAGCGCAUUCGAUGAUGUACAUAUCAUGGUUUUCUCGACAACUAAGCAAUAUUUUGGAAGCAGCGCCGCUUAUCCUGAUCGGUAUGUGUUGAAAUUGGAAAAAGGCGAGUAUCGUGCUCGUGUGCAAAUCCGGCAUGAGGAUGCAACGCUGCUUGAAAAAUAUCGUGAAACUAUUUUGAUAUUGAAACUCAAACUGGCCACGCCAAUAAGUUUGGACUGCUUCCAGAAUUAUGAAAGCGCUGUGAAAGGUGAUGGAAAGAAAUUUGGUACGAAAACCCUGAAACCUGGUGAAAUUGCGACAGUAUACAUUGGCCAAUUUCCCGAUGACAAAAUUAUGAAAGCAAGCUUUUCGUCGCAUCGCUUUAUAGAAACCGUGGUUUUGCCCAUCUCAUUCGUUUUUAUUUUUGCUCGAAAUCUUUUCAUUGAAGGCGCUGUGAAAGGUGAUGGAAAGAAAUUUGGUACGAAAACCCUGAAACCUGGUGAAAUUGCGACAGUAUACAUUGGCCAAUUUCCCGAUGACAAACUGCCGAAAAGUGGUUCGGCCGGCUGUUAUUUGGUGGGAGCGUUCUGCUUGGCCGAUAUGGAGUUAUCGCGUAGCCAUGUGCAAUAUCCAGUGACAUAUACUUUCCCGGAAUGGCCUCGUAAACUGACCAAGGAGAUCCCAGCCGUAACAUUGGGCAAAAAGAAAGAAGAUUGCGCGCCAGACUCGAUAGAAGCCAUGAACGGUAAAGAUUUUUUCGCUAUUCAAGAAUUACCUUUUUUUCAGUUCGAUGAUUCUGUAAAAUCUGACAAAUAG
Molecule: messenger RNA, 1488 nt
Organism: Gongylonema pulchrum
Lineage: Eukaryota; Metazoa; Nematoda; Chromadorea; Rhabditida; Gongylonematidae
Source: the annotation of a GenBank genome assembly